Molecule: messenger RNA, 4029 nt
Organism: Syngnathoides biaculeatus (alligator pipefish)
Lineage: Eukaryota; Metazoa; Chordata; Actinopteri; Syngnathiformes; Syngnathidae
Gene: slc15a1a
Product: solute carrier family 15 member 1a
Exons: 22
Coding region: 361-2424 (687 amino acids)
Biological process (GO): transmembrane transport; oligopeptide transport
Cellular component (GO): membrane
Molecular function (GO): dipeptide transmembrane transporter activity
Source: RefSeq, a predicted model, not a curated record
CCAUUUUCUCAGACAACAUUGCAUGGUCCAGUAUAGGUUUAGUUAGCGUUUUAUCCCGUAUUUGGGUUAUUUAACAAAAAAUAUGGUUAAGAGGUGUAGUCACGGACUUUGUAAUAGUGACGACAGGUAUCCUGAAAGGCGAGUUGGGGGAGUUCGAUUCGUACCCUUUCCAAAACCGAAGACCCAGUACGAAAAAUGCCUUCAAUGGGUCAAACUUUGUGGAAGACCGCAUCAUCAACUAAAUCCAUCUAAAAUCAACCGGAACACGUUUGCACGAAGGACAUAACAGUUUGUGGCUACCCACUCAGCAUAUUUUUCAUUGUGGUGAAUGAGUUCUGCGAGAGGUUCUCCUACUAUGGCAUGCGCGCUGUCCUGGUGUUGUACUUUAAGUACUUCCUGCGCUGGGACGAUGACAUGGCCACCUCCAUCUACCACACGUUUGUCGCCUUGUGCUACCUCACCCCUAUUCUGGGCGCCAUCGUGGCCGACUCCUGGCUGGGGAAAUUCAAGACCAUCAUCUACUUGUCCAUCGUGUAUGCGCUAGGCCAGGUGUUCAUGGCAGUAAGCGCGAUCCACGACAUCACUGACUCCGACAUGGACGGGACGCCCGACGACAUGACGUUUCAUGUCGUAAUGUCAAUGGUGGGCCUCUUCCUCAUUGCUCUGGGCACUGGGGGCAUCAAACCUUGCGUGGCGGCCUUCGGUGGGGACCAGUUCAGUGAACAGCAGGAGAAGCAGAGAAGAACGUUUUUCUCAGUGUUUUACUUGUGCAUCAAUGGAGGCAGCCUCCUUUCAACCAUUAUCACUCCCAUCCUUCGAGCCCAAGAAUGUGGCAUCAACACCAAGCAGAGCUGCUAUCCCCUUGCCUUUGGAGUCCCUGCUGCUCUCAUGGUGGUGGCACUGGUGGUGUUCAUUGUGGGCAGCGGCAUGUACUACAAAGCAGAGCCCCAAGGAAACAUCAUGAUGGAUGUUUCUAAAUGCAUUGGUUUUGCCAUUAAAAACCGCUAUAGGCACAGAAGCAGCAGAUUCCCCAAGAGGCAGCACUGGAUGGACUGGGCAGAGGAGAAGUAUGAUAAACUGCUCAUUGCUCAAAUAAAAAUGGUGCUGAAGGUUCUCUUCCUGUACAUUCCACUUCCAAUGUUCUGGACUCUGUUUGACCAGAAGGGUUCCAGAUGGACUUUGCAGGCCACCACCAUGGACGGAAACUUUGGAGCGCUCGUCAUCCAGCCCGAUCAGAUGCAGACUGUCAACCCCAUCCUGAUCCUGACCCUGGUGCCCAUCAUGGACAGUGUGAUUUACCCUCUCAUCAAAAAAUGUGGCCUGAACUUUACGCCUCUAAAAAGAAUGACCGUGGGGAUGUUUCUGGCAGCGUUAGCCUUUGUCUGCGCCGCACUGGUACAAGUUCAAAUUGACGAAACGCUGCCCACGUUCCCAUCAGCGUCUCAGAGCCAGUUGAAAUUACUAAACAUGGCUGCUCAGCCUGUCAAAGUCAACCUGCCGAACAAUGUUCAGCUGGAACUCUCUCCGAAUCAAGCCAGUGAGCAGUACUUGACAUUUGGAGAGGAAGAAAUCAGUCUAUCUGUGGAGAGCCACGUAAGCGUGACAAGAGAGCUCUUCUUAACCAAGGGAGGGCGGCAAACACUUCUGCUUCCCGCAAACGUCUCACGCGAGUGGCUGCUGACCGAGGAUCUGAAGGCCAAGCCGCAGCAAGGAAAUAAUGCGGUCAGAUUUAUAAACGGAAUGUUAACAUCAGUGAAUGUGUCCAUUGCUGGCGCAGACCCCACCUUACUUGAGCCAGAAUAUUAUUCCAACUAUUCCCUUAUCAAAAAUGGAAUCACCACUUUCACCAUAAAGAGCGAUUCAGAGUCAUGCGAAUACAGCAGGGAGUUUGGAUUCGGAAGUUCCUACACUUUCUUUAUCCACAGUACAUUCAAGUUUGGACCUUCUUGUCACGAGUCUAUUAGUGCAGUAGAAGACGUCAAACCCAACUCAGUGCACAUGGCCCUACAGAUCCCACAGUACUUCUUCAUCACUGCGGGCGAAGUCAUGUUUUCUGUCACAGGCUUGGAGUUCUCUUACUCACAGGCACCGAGUAACAUGAAAGCAGUGCUGCAAGCGGGCUGGUUGCUGACUGUAGCUAUCGGCAACUUCAUCGUUUUGAUUGUGGCUGAGCUUGCCAAGAUUCCUGAACAAUGGGCAGAGUACGUCCUUUUCGCCUCACUCCUGAUCGCUGUGUGUUUCAUCUUCUCCAUCAUGGCGUACUUCUACACCUACAUGGACCCGUCGGAAAUUGAGGCCCAGUUCAGGAAGAACCGGGACGAUGACGAUAAGGACGACAGAGACCUUAAACAGAUGAUGGCCGUCAAGAGAGACUCUAUUGAUAGCGAUGAUGAGAAAGAUAAAAGCAAACAAACUAAAAUGUGAAACAACAACAGUGGGACACUGUUAGGGCUACAUUGCGGAAUACUUGCUUGCUUGCGUGCCUUUGUGUGUGCGUGUACGUGUGUGUGUUUUAAUACUACACUUCAAUGGGAAAACAAAAUCACAUGACAGAAGUGUGCUUCCCUGCAAUACAUCCUGUGAUACACUGUACUAUAGAAACAACCAAUGCACUUGUUUUCCAUUCAAAAUACAUUGUUCUAUAUUUUAUUAUGUACUUUCAUUUUGUAGCAUUAUGCAUUUUGGCAAAUAUUGUGUGAUAGUGAGCUUUUGUUUAAUAUUCCUCAAAUGUCAAACAUACAAACUUCCAUACAACAAAUCAUUACCAUGCCAAAUCUCAUCCCUGCGAAUCUUAUCAAAGCAUCUAAUCACAAUUGUUUUGCUGUGUCUUUUUUUUUUUGUGUUGUUUUUACGAUUGUUGGCAAAGAGGAAAAGUGUGAUGUAACCACGGAACAGGAAAUUGAACUUACUGCCAUGAAGUGUGGCCACCCAGUACACUAUGAGCAACACAAUGACACUAGUUACAGUUAAGAAUGUUACUUAAAAGAAUAAUCGUGAAAAUUUUAGGAUCGUACCUCAUCCACGAUUGAUUGUGUGGGGUCCUUAGCUUCUGUGGUGCAGGCACCACAAUUACAGGACGCUUCUGUCAGUCUUUGGGCAUGUAAAACGGUGUCAUUUCACUAGCAUGUGUCAAUAGAGACACACACUUGGGACUAUUUCACUGGGUGUGGGAGUACACACGAUUUGCAACAAAUAACUUUUGAAUAUGCAAGUUAUGUAUACCCUCACUUAUACUUUCAUUCUAAAGACUUGUAGAAUUCAGUUAGUCAAACCCACCACACUUCAGUUGUACAGGCCGGUUCUUGUCCUGUCCUAUCUUGUCCUUCACUCACAGGGUGUAGCGCUACAGGCCCAAGCAACAACCAUAUUCAAUCUUUCCUUGUUGUAGAUAUGUAAUGAAUUACUUAUUUCAUCCUGUUUAUAACUGGCAAUUCGUCUUAUGUCUUCGUUUCCCUCCCCCCUCAAUAAACAUUGUUCUGUUUGACUGAUUCUCAGUAAGCUUUAAUUAUAUUACUAAAAAACUACUGAGGAAGCUUAAAAACUCCACUGUGACACAGUAGAACUGUUCAGGCAUUAAAGGUAUACAAAUCCUUCAUUGUGUUUGACCUAACAGUAGAGCAGGACAAAAAAUAAAAACAAAAAUAAAGAUUUUAUGAUGGCAGAUUUGAACCCUGAAAAAUUCGAUUAGUCUUACAGCACAUUAUUUUUUCGUCGUUUUUUCCUUGUUGUAGAUAUGUAAUGAAUUACUUAUUUCAUCCUGUUUAUAACUGGCAAUUCGUCUUAUGUCUUCGUUUCCCUCCCCCCUCAAUAAACAUUGUUCUGUUUGACUGAUUCUCAGUAAGCUUUAAUUAUAUUACUAAAAAACUACUGAGGAAGCUUAAAAACUCCACUGUGACACAGUAGAACUGUUCAGGCAUUAAAGGUAUACAAAUCCUUCAUUGUGUUUGACCUAACAGUAGAGCAGGACAAAAAAUAAAAACAAAAAUAAAGAUUUUAUGAUGGCAGAUUUGAACCCUGAAAAAUUCGAUU